AUGGCCAACCUCGCCCGGCCUCCGAUGCGCUCGUCGACUGAGCGUCUCGUGCAGACCAGGCUCACCUUCGCGCCUGUCGCGCCUGACGACGCUGACCGCAGCAGCCCCCACAGCACCACCGUCUCGACGCGCCGUUCGAGCAAAAGUGGCCCGCUGCUCGUCCUCGGCGACGAUGAGAAGUCGGUCAAGCAGAUAGAAGCGUCGCCCGCGCGCCCACUACGCCCACCACGCCCACCACGCCCACCACGCCCACCGCCGCCCCGCGCCGCCUCGAGGAAGCGGCCCUCUGCAGCGCUGGAUGACGCGCCCGAGGCCAGGCCGCCGACCAAAGUGCUCGUCCAGCAGCCACACGGCGAAUUGGCGCGCAUAACCAAUGGCGUGCACACGCUGCUGGGCCUCGAUGCCGACGACGUGCCCUCUGGACGCUCUACGCCGCGGCCAGCCAGCGCAGGCAAGCUUGCCGUGCCGGCGCCGGCAGCAGACCCCAAGUCCAAGGACAGGAGGAGCCUGAGGAGCUCAGACGGCGGCUCGCGCCUGAAGAGCGACCUGGCUGUCUACUUCUCGACCUACGACGACAUCAUUGCAGGCCUGCCCAAGCCGUCUGAGUACCUCGACGUCGACACCCCCAUAUACAUAGUCGACGAGCCCUCCAAGUCCAAAACCCCCGUACCUGCCUCGCCUCAGCCUUGUCGCAAAUCCCUCACUCCAACACGACCACGAAAACAAAGCGCUCCCACGCCUGCACGCGACACCUCCCACCCCUCGCUGCCACCUGCACAGUCCUCCACCACCUUCCAAGUACUAGACUACAGCACCAUAGCCAGGCACAUUCGAGGUGAUGGCGAGGAUGACCCGCUGGCUGACGCUCACUUCUUCGCGCAACACCGCCGCGCCGAACGGAAAGAGAAGCAGCUGCGCAACAUCGAAAAGGAGCGCGCCAUGCACGAGAAGCAGCAGCUGGAGCGACUCCUCGACGGCCUGCAAGGGCCUGACUGGUUGAGGGUCAUGGGCAUAACAGGCGUCACGGCGGGUGAGACGAGAGACUGGGAGCCGAAACGAGACUACUUCAUCAAGGAGGUAGAAGCCCUUGUCGACAAGUUCCGUGUCUGGAAGCAGGAGGAGAAGCGCAUAAGAGCCGAGAAGGAAGCUGCGCUUGCUGCUCGAACAGAAGACGAGGAUGACGACGGCGAAGAGUCAGAAGCCUCAGACGUCUCCAAGGCGAACGGCCGGACACACCAUGCGAACGCCCCACAGCCGAAAGAGCCAGAGCCCCCUAAACCCAAACGUUCACCACGACCACCACGACCACAUGGUUUUCUCUUACCUUUUGCACCACCCGAACCCACAACACCGUUCGUGUCCUUUUAUUCAAAACCACAUCUCAGAGCAGCAGCCAUGGGCAAGCACCGCCACGGCCGCAACGCCACAGCCUUCGGGCAGCCCAUACCAGAUUUCGAGGAACACGACUUCGAGCUGCCGGACGACUACAUAGAUCCGCAUUUCUUGCGUGACAACGCACGGCAACGGAGGAGAAGACAGCGAGAAAGACAGAGUGGCGGGAAUAAUACACAGCCGAUGUAG
Messenger RNA from Ascochyta rabiei, 1581 nucleotides. RefSeq lists its product as uncharacterized. The coding region runs from base 1 to 1581 and encodes 526 amino acids. The transcript is spliced from 2 exons. Gene Ontology annotation, cellular component: SAS acetyltransferase complex. Lineage: Eukaryota; Fungi; Ascomycota; Dothideomycetes; Pleosporales; Didymellaceae. The record is from RefSeq and is a predicted model, not a curated record. Gene Ontology annotation, molecular function: histone acetyltransferase activity.